GUGCGCUGGGACAAGCGCGUCCACGACGGCACUGUUCAACUUGCCAAGAUGGACGACAAUCUGGUGCAAUUCAAGGUGUUCUCUGCGGUGGCGAUCUUUGUCCUCGCGCUUGGAGGGGCGUUGUUCCCGAUAUACGUUCUUCAGUUGAACGCCAAGGUGACUAGCAUCCUCAACAUGGCUGCCGCGGGCAUUUUCCUCUCGGCGUCCCUGGUGCACAUGCUUCCCGACGCGGCCGAUAACGUCCCACUUCUCAAUAUGGGAUGUGCCACGUCCAUGUGCUUUCCGUAUGCGUUUGUCAUCUACGGCGCAGGCUUUCUGUUUAUUUUGCUCCUGGAGUCCCUAGCGCACGCACUGCAGAAACGCUUCAACGGGUCCCCCGAGGAAAGGCUGCCACUCAUCGUGAACAAGCCCCAUAUCGCCUACGACUCGUCCGACCAGUGCGUUACGUCUGAAGUCACUCAUACGCACGUGCACGGACUCAUUGACGCCACCUCGAACGCGUUUGUCGCGAUCGUCGUGUUCGCCGCGUUGUCGUUCCACUCCCUUAUGGAAGGCCUCGGUAUUGGUGCCGCCACUUCCACGAGCGCGUGGCAUAUUUUUUUUGCGAUCGUUGCUCACAAAGCGCUGGCUGCCAUGGCGCUAGCCCUCGAACUUAUAAAGCACCGCGUCGGGCGGGGGCGCCUCAUGGGCAGUUUGCUUGUGUUUGCACUGAUGACUCCGUUGGGAGUCGGCCUCGGCGCCUUUCUCGCUGGCAACGACCCCAAUGAUAGUUUUGCAAGCGGUGUGUGCACGGCGCUGGCUGGAGGGACGUUUCUAUACGUGGGCGCGAUGGAAAUCAUUCCACAAGAGCUCCACGACCGCCGCCAUCUCGUUCACAAGGUCGUCGCGCUCGUCAGUGCCUUUGGCGCGUUCAGUCUGUUAGCGCUGUGGGUGUAGUAGGCGUUUAUUUAAUCCUUUCCUUGAUAAGAUUUGCAUGUCGUUUGCUUCAAGCAGCGCAUUCCUUCAAAA
Messenger RNA from Aphanomyces invadans, 1008 nucleotides. RefSeq lists its product as hypothetical. The transcript has a single exon. Gene Ontology annotation, molecular function: zinc ion transmembrane transporter activity. The record is from RefSeq and is a predicted model, not a curated record. Gene Ontology annotation, biological process: zinc ion transmembrane transport. NCBI's taxonomy places the organism in Eukaryota, Oomycota, Saprolegniomycetes, Saprolegniales, Verrucalvaceae. Gene Ontology annotation, cellular component: membrane. Bases 49 to 936 code for a protein of 295 amino acids.